This is a messenger RNA of Cooperia oncophora, 306 nucleotides long. The record is from the annotation of a GenBank genome assembly. NCBI's taxonomy places the organism in Eukaryota, Metazoa, Nematoda, Chromadorea, Rhabditida, Trichostrongylidae.
AUGGAAACAUUCCUAUAUCACCCCACUCCUGAAGAAGGCGCCAUCGUCGGUACAAAUCUUUUGGAAACGCUCAAUGACUGGACUGUAGCCUUGGACAACAAGCAAUGUAUAGAUGUUAUACUCCUUGAUUUCACUAAAGCAUUUGACAAGGUCAGCCACUCAAAACUGCUAUUUAAAAUUAGUAAGCUAGGUUUUCAUGAGAAUGUUUAUAAAUGGAUGAAAGCCUUUCUCACUGGAAGAACUUAUCAAGAGCGCGUUAAUGCCUCGUACUCAAACAUUUUCUCCUCCGAGAGUGAGAUUCCUCAA